Polypterus senegalus (gray bichir) is the source of this 3773-nucleotide messenger RNA. Its product is annotated as transmembrane channel-like protein 2-A. The transcript has 21 exons. Gene Ontology annotation, biological process: vestibular reflex; detection of mechanical stimulus involved in sensory perception of sound. Bases 279 to 3035 code for a protein of 918 amino acids. Gene Ontology annotation, molecular function: mechanosensitive monoatomic ion channel activity. The record is from RefSeq and is a predicted model, not a curated record. Gene Ontology annotation, cellular component: plasma membrane. Lineage: Eukaryota; Metazoa; Chordata; Cladistia; Polypteriformes; Polypteridae.
CUCUUCAACCUCUGAAAGGAUUUAUCAGUGAUGGAUACAUCAGUUUCAGUCUGCUGAGUCAUUUGACAUUCUGCAUGUUCCAUUAAGAAAAGUCUCUGCGCUGCUAUUUGCUGUUGUCAUGGAGAUGUAAGAAUGCUGCUGCAUGCUGUUGAUCAUCUUACCCAGACAAGCUAUUCUGUAAAAAAGCACAAUUGUUUGUAAGGAAGUGCCUGCGAUGUAAAUGCAAUAAAGGAAUUACAGCUAUUGAACAGCAUAAACCAUCAUAAAUCUCUUCAAACAUGCCAAGGAAAGGCAAAAGUCAGUUACAGAUCACAAUGGAGGAUGUGGGAAUUGAAAUUGAUGGACAGGUGGAAAGUGAUAGUGAGGAUGAUAGACCAAAACCUGGACAAACUGGCAAAAGACAAGCUGAUAAACCUGCCAGCAGGAGAAACAACAGGAAUAAUAGCCGUGCAGCAACACGGGUGAGAAAUGGCAGAAGGGGUAAAAAUACGGACAGUGAGGAAUCUGAAGACGAAGAGGAAGAAGAAGAGAAAGCUCCAAGACAAAGAAAAGCUAACAGAAAAAAGGUAGUCAAAGAGGAAGACAGUGAGGAGGACAGUGAGGAUGAUCAUCCCAAGAAAAAAAUCAAUAAAAACGUCAUUAACAAAACAGAGAAGGAGGAACAAAACACUAAAGUGAAGCACUCUUCUUCCUCUGACUCAAACUCUUCAGACGAAGAAUCAUUGUCAGAGGGUGAAAUGGCAAAGCUCUUGGAAGAAGUUGAAGAGAAGAAAAAGGUUAUUUCAAGCAUGAGGAACAGACCUUGGCGCAUGAAAAGAAGACUGCAUGCUCUGAAACAAGCCCAGGCCUUUGUGGAAAAGUUUGAAGGGGCUUUGGGUAAAGGUAAAGGAAGAAAAUUUUAUGCUUACAAAGUAAUGAUGACAAAGAAAUGGAUCAAGUUUAAAAGAGAUUUUGAAAAUUUUAAAACUGCUUGCAUCCCCUGGGAAAUGAAGAUUAAAGAGGUUGAGAGUCAUUUUGGAUCUUCAGUUGCAUCCUACUUUAUAUUUCUCAGGUGGAUGUAUGGAAUGAACUUGGUACUGUUUGGCUUAACAUUUGGGCUUGUUGUGAUUCCAGAGAUCCUAUUAGGUUUACCUCAUGGAAGUAUUCCCCGUAAAACAGUACCAAGAGAUGAGCAAGCCACAGCAAUGGAUUUUUCUACUCUUUGGGACUUUAAUGGGUAUGCUAAGUACUCAGUGCUUUUCUAUGGCUAUUAUAACAAUCAACGUACAAUUGGCUUCUUGAAAUACAGAUUACCUUUGGCUUAUUUCAUGGUUGGAAUUGGCACUUUUGGAUACAGCUUGAUGGUUGUUAUACAAACAAUGGCAAAGAAUGCCAAUGAAAGUGGAGGAGAUGGUGAAGACACUGAUUUUAAUUUCUGCUGGAAACUGUUUACAAGUUGGGACUACCUAAUUGGCAAUUCAGAAACUGCUGACAACAAAUUUGCCUCUAUUACAACUAGCUUCAAGGAAUCAAUAGUAGAUGAAGAGGAAAACCAGAAGGAUGAAAACAUUCACCUGAGAAGAUUUCUGCGUGUUUUGGCAAAUGUUCUCAUUUUAUGUGGUUUAGGAGGCAGCGGUUAUCUCAUUUAUUUUGUUGUGAGGCGGUCACAGAAGUUUGCAAAUAUGGAUAAUCUGGGAUGGUAUGAAAAAAAUGAAGUUGAGAUAGUUAUGUCCUUGCUUGGACUGGUUUGUCCUCCACUGUUUGAGACCAUUGCUGAACUGGAGGAUUAUCACCCACGUAUUGCACUGAAGUGGCAGCUGGGACGAAUCUUUGCUCUGUUUCUUGGAAAUUUAUAUACAUUUCUUUUUGCCCUUAUAGAUGAAGUUAAUCAGAAGCUAGAAGAAGAACAUAGUAUAAUGAAUAUGACAACAAGUGCAAUAAAUAUGUAUUAUGCCAAUGUAACACUGAAUGGAACAGAAGUUACUCCUCCGCCAAUCGACCCUGCAGAUGUGAUCAGAGGACCAUGCUGGGAAACAGCUGUGGGAAUUGAGUUUGUCAAGCUUACCGUUUCUGAUAUCCAAGUUUUCUAUAUUACAAUUCUUAUUGGAGAUUUCUUACGGGCUGUAAUUGUAAGAUUCCUUAACUACUGCUGGUGUUGGGACCUGGAAGCUGGAUUUCCAUCAUAUGCUGAAUUUGACAUUAGUGGAAAUGUACUGGGACUCGUCUUCAAUCAAGGAAUGAUCUGGAUGGGAUCUUUCUAUGCCCCAGGUCUAGUUGGUUUAAAUGUGCUCCGUCUAUUGACAUCAAUGUACUAUCAGUCAUGGGCAGUCAUGAGUUCAAAUGUUCCCCAUGAAAGAGUUUUCAAAGCUUCUAAAUCCAAUAACUUUUACAUGGGCUUGCUGCUGCUAGUUUUAUUUCUCAGUCUGUUUCCAGUGGUCUACACCAUUAUGACAAUACCCCCUUCAUUUGACUGUGGGCCUUUCAGUGGAAAAACACUCAUGUUUGAAGUUAUAAUGGAAACAAUCCAACAGGAUUUUCCAGCUUUUGUUGGAAAACUGUUCAGUUAUGCUGCCAACCCUGGGCUGAUCAUUCCGGCAGUUUUGCUGAUGGUGUUGGCAAUUUAUUAUUUAAAUGCUGUAUCUAAGUCAUAUAAGAAUUCAAACAUAGAAUUAAAGAAGAAGAUGCAAAUGCAACGGGAUGAAGAGAAAAACCGAAGAAACAACCAGAACACAACCAACCCUGUCCUGAAAGACUUGGAAGAUUUGCUACCUAUCAGUUCUGGAGCUGUUAACAACACCACUACAGCAUUAGAUCAGCAAACCACUGGUGAAGAUCUAGCCAAACCUACUAAGGGAAAAAGCCGAAAUGGAAACAGUGUACGUCAAGAGAAGGAAGUGUCAUUAUCAGCACAAAAUCCUCGCAUUGCAGUAACAAGACCUCCAGGACCCCGCCCACCGGGCCCGUUGCCUGGAAACCCACGCCUAACAGUGCCAGGUGAACCAAGUCGAGGACCACCAUCACAGAAAAGUGAAAGCAGAAGAAAACCAAGACAUUAAAACAUCUCUGUUACCUGGAUGUAACAUGUCAGCAUUAUAUUAAGCAAAUUCCAAAUAUAAUUUAGAAAAUUAUAUCAAGGGAAAAUUAUUUCUGAGAUACCGGAAGAUCAAAUUUAGUUGCUUUUUAGAGAAAAGGACAAAACCAAAGUUGCAUUUUAAGCUAAUCUCUUUGUACUAUACAGAAAAACUGAAGUUCGGACAGAAGGAGUCUGGAGUGGCCAGAAUCAUAGUUUUCUUUUAGCAUUUGAAAGCAGCACUAUAGUAAUGAAGUCUGCAAUGCCCUUGUUAUUAUGAUAUUUAAUCAGACUUCAAGUACAAUUGCUAAUGCGCCACAUAGUCUAACUAUAAUAUGUCUGUCUGUAAUGCAUCCAUUUUGCCUUUUUAUUCACUUAAGGUAUGAAUAAAUUAACAUGCCGAGUGUCACUAAAUCAUAAUAUAUAAGGUAAGGUAUUAGGAAAAUAUGAAAUCUAAAAUAUGUAGGUGCCGUGAAGUAAGAUUUAUAUUUUGUCCAAUACAAAAUGUGUGAGACUGAGAGGCUCACUCACAGUUGUUCAAUCAUGAUUGAGCCACUGUAAAGUAAAGACUAUGUCACCAGACUUUAAACUGCAAGGUGACGAGCUCAAUUCUUGCUUCCACUUAAUAGUGUAACUCACCUAAACUGCCUGUGCUCCAACUGGAAGUAAGAGAGUGUACACAUCUUAAUGUGUGUUACUUGUUUUUAAAUAUUUGAAUGGAGCA